UGCUGGCCCUUGGGGGUGGGGGGGAGGGAAGCCUCAGUUCGGCGUUUUCACAGGCGAGCGGGCUUUGUUCCUCCUGUUUGGGAAACAUGGUUUGCGGGGGCUUCGCCUGCUCACGCAAUGCUCUGUGCGCCCUCAACGUCGUUUACGUGCUGGUUGGUCUACUACUGAUUGGUGUGGCUGCCUGGGGUAAAGGAUUUGGGAUUGUUCCCAGCCUCCACAUCAUUGGAGGGGUCAUUGCCGUGGGCUUCUUCCUGCUUCUCAUCGCCAUCGUGGGACUCAUUGGUGCUAUCAAUCAUCACCAAGUCAUGCUUUUCUUUUAUAUGAUAAUUCUAGGGCUAAUCUUUAUUUUCCAGUUUGGAAUUUCCUGUGCAUGCCUGGCACUGAAGACACAUAAGCAGGAAAGUCUUUUGAGUGGUACCUGGAAAUUACUGAAUGACAACACCAGGAUAUCAUUGGAAAACAACUUAAAUUGCUGUGGGUUAUUCAACAACACUGAAUCUGCUGAACUAUUUAAGAGCGAUGUUGACAAUUGCAGUGCACCAUGCACAAAAUCAAAGUCUGGAUGCUUCAAAUGUGGUGUUGUGCUGAUGGAACAUGCCGAUGAGGCUUUGAAAAUCCUUGGUGGAGUUGGACUCUUCUUCAGUUUCACGGAGAUCCUUGGAGUAUGGCUUGCAAUGCGUUACAGAAACCAGAAGGAUCCCAGAGCCAACCCCAGUGCCUUUUUAUAGUUCUUUCUCCCACCACCUUCCAGGUUUCCUUUUUAGUUAGUCACUUCUUGCUUAUUUAAGACCUCCCAUUUCCAUCCCUUGGUUGCCAACCACUCUCGCAAGGCCCCUAAGGAGGGUGAAUUUUGCCUUUAUGCCAAAACGCUGAUAGGAUGAAACAGCAAGCGAAGGUCUCGUCCAUGACAUGAAGCCUUUGGCAUGUGGCAAAGGGAUCCAAUACUGGAAGAAAAAGGCAGACGUUAGUUGGUAUCACGUAAGAUAGUGGGGGAAAAAAUCAUUUUGUUGACUCGUGUAAUUGCUGCUCAUAACUACAAUCAUUUUGGUGUUUUUUUUAAUUGUUUGCAUUAUCGUAUCGUCUAUUUUAAAAAAAUAGAUUUUCCCUAAAGCUGCUUCCCCAACUCCCCACACGCAAAUGUCUUCACCUUGACAAGGUGAAUUGCUUUGUCUUACCUUUUAAGCAGCAGAGGCAACAAUUGUCCCCUAAAAUUACUUUCCACCAGGUUGGCCUUCCCAAUUUGUGUUUCCUAUGGUCAAACACAGUAGACACGAGUGCUACAUGAAGCAGUUCUGGGGAAAGACUUAGUUUAAACAAGCAUGAUACAUGUCUUAUUUUAGGAUUAUUUUUUUUUACAAGCGGAAAUUGAAAUUAACCUAAAUUCAGACUUUACAAUCAUAUACUUAGGCUCCCUCUUUUUAAGGAGAAAGGUCAUAACCUGCCUAAAACUGACUGGAGAACUCACUUGCUCGUAAUGUAAUCACCGUUACAUCUUUAAAAAUUCUUAAAACUGACUUGAAGGUGAUUUCUCUGAAAACCUAUACACCUUUGGAACAAAAGGAACUUGAGUGAUACCAGCCUGAGUUUUGGAUCCCAAGUUCCUUUGCGAUAUUCUUUUUGUAGUGGAGGAUGAAGACUUGAAACUGUUGUAUGCUGGUGAUCUAGGUAUGUCCUAUCCUGUUCAGUUGUUUCCCCUACAUUCGAUGGUUGUGAGUAAAGAUGUAUGUCAGGAUCUUAGCUAACCCCCAUUGGGGAUUCCGUUGUUUGAACGCUAGCCCGCCUGUGUAGUAGCCCCUCCCCCUGCUUCCGGUUUCAGCCCGCUAUCAUUCUCAUAUGCAAUUUCUUUUGUUCUACUUUAACAAGGGAAGCUGCGGCUGAGCACAAGCAUGUUACACAUUAACACUGGGCUUUGUAUAGUAUUAAGUGAGCUAGAUGGCAGCCUGGUUGCCGUGCUGUUGGUCUUUUGUCAAGAAAGGUCCUAGUGAAGCUCCUACAGAGGCGUCCUUUCAAAGCCAGAUCUUUCGAGGAUGGACAUUGGAAGGACCCGUGCCUUCAAGACGAAAAGCAGAAGCACGUUCCCUUUUAAUGGGGAAAGAAAACACAGGACUGCUUUCUCUUUGAUGAGUAUGAAUGUCUUCUAGUGAAAUGUUACAUAGGCUGCGCCCUUGUUACACGCACCGUACUAUUUAUUUAUAGAUUAGGGAAUGUCUCAUAAUCAGUGGCAUAUUUUGCAAGCAAGUACUUAUAAAAGGCAGGUGGAAAUAGCUUGGCAAAUUCUUCUCAACUCCUAAAGCUAUAGCCGGCCCUCUUGAGGUAAUCAUCCUGGGUGAUAAUGUGGCCUUAAAUGGUACAGAUAACUCCCAAAACACUUUUCUGCCCUUUUGAAAAUAAGUAGAUUGAGAAAGAUUGAUCGCUCUCAACUGCUUUUUUUUUUUUUUUGAGCUAGGGUUACAACUCCAGUCAAAUGUUGAGAUAGGAAAAAGUAGGAGAAGAUCAUUGUAAACAUUUGAUGUGUGUUUGAUCCUUCUGAGGAUUACAAAAGUUGGCUAAUAAUAGAAUGCAAAUAGGAAUGAAUGACAAAUAACUGAAAUCAUCUAAAAAGCCAGCACCUGGCAAGAGGUGUGUCUUUACAGAUUUCCUAAAUUCAAAAUAAACCAAAAAAAAAUAGUGGCCCUUUGCAGCUCCUGAAGAAGCAUUAUCUGAGAGCGAGGCCCUCUCCUACACCCCGAAAAUAAGAGCUGGCGUGAGUUGCACAAGGGAGACAUCAUGAAAAGAACCUGCCCUGGAGAGCCCAACAACUAUAAAAGAGUGAAUCAUGAUUCUAAGCCAUUUAAAGCUGUCAAGGUUAACAUGAACACCUUCAAUUAUGCUCAGGAAGCACCUGACAAACCAGAGAACUUCUAGUGCAGGCAUCAUAUGAUCUUGUACUUUGUACUAGUUGGGGUUAAGGGCAGUUUCUGUACAGUCUGUAAAAAGAGUGUCUGGAUGGACAAGUUGCAGGAGUUAAGAUGUGAAGUAACAACACAUUGAUAACUUAUCACCAAACCUGAACAACCUGGGAAAGAUGCAUUUAGUUUAGAUGUAAUUUCAAAGGUGCAUUCACCUCAUAAGAGAAUCCAGUGACAUUUGAAGUUUGAGAAGUACUCCCAGCCUGGGAACCUGCUCUUUCAGAGAACGUUAUCUAAAUUAGGCUGAUCUCAGUCUCCAUCUUCAGUUUCCCAUUAGAAAACUUGUUUGGAUUUAAUUUUGGAUUGUUCCUGUUCAUUGACUUGCAUUAUUGAAUUGACAGGAACUAGUUCCUUUCUUGGAACUGAAUGAUGAGCAAUAGAGCUAGGUUAACAUCAACUGGGAAUACGCUUCCAAAAUCUCCCCCCCACCCCCGUUUUCAUCCUGACAAGAAUAGGGAGCAAGAUGGAAAUCUACCAGACAUCAAGAGGCAACCCCAAUUAAUACCUCAGCAUUACCUUCUGGAUGUGGAACAAUUGGAACCAUGGUAAAAUAAGAGUGAUCUUUCCCUGUAGUCCAGAAAGUCUACUCUACAGUCCACUACAUGCUGUAGUGGUGAUAGCAAAAGUGACAAUGGGUAUAGAACUGGUAGGGCUAUAUUCCUCCCAUCAAAGUUCCAGAAAGGUCUACAGUAAGUCUCUAGGACAACUUUGCCAUGGGCAACAUGCUGCAGCCCACUCGUUAUGGGACAACUCGCCACAGCCAACUCACCAUGAACAAGAGUUAACAUGAAUAUCAAAGAAAUUGUGGAAUAGAAUCAUUAAAAGAAUGCAAAAGGAGGAACAAAAUGAAAUGUGAAUGGCAAAAUUUACAAUUUUUAAAUUAUUUUAAAUAAUUGAAUUGAAUUGAAUUGUCCCAUGGUGAGUUAUCCCAAGGCAAGUUGGCCUUGGUCAAGUUGUUCCAGGCUGAGCUGGCCAUGGUGAGUUGAUCACAGCAAGAUGGCCCUGGUGAAUUGGCUGCAGUGAGUUGGCUGCAGCAAUUUGUCCCGUUCUGUUCCAGAACAGGUGAAAAAACCCAGGUGACCGGGGGGUAUUUUAAUUCUACCAUCUGGUUGAAGGCUUGAUAUUCAUCCAGAAAAAUCAAUAUUAUUUAGCUGCAUCUAGAGCUUGCAAGGCCACUACAUUCUUCAUCACUAUAUCAUGAAGCAGAAUAUUGAGACUGGCCUAUAAUUCUACAAGUCUCCUGGGUCAAGAGCAUGAUUCUGCUAUAAAAGAUCUUAGGACGGUCUCCAUUAGGCAGGGGGAAGACAUUUUUAAGCAGGAAUUGGCCACCAUUUUAGCAGCCUUUACACACUGGGGAAGGGUGCUGGCAAUCUACUGAGCUACAUUACUCGCAGGAAGCGAUUGAAACAAUUCAACAUGCACUUUAUAUAAGGUGGCAAGUGAAAACUGGACUGCUGUACCCAUGGUUGGCUUAUCCUGUUUACCUUAGAGGAAGGGUUAGACAGAUACCAUGCAUUAAACACACAAAAUGGAGUUUGCAGCUAUUUCUCUCAAUCCACUUUUUUUUGCUAGGGACUAUUUUGGCCCUGCAGUGGUGGUUGAUAGGGAGGGUGACGGAAAGAACCUAUCAGAAAAUAGCAAUCUGACAUAUUCAGAGCUGCCUAGGGCUUUAAGAUCUACAUACUUUUUCCAUCAUGUACACAUGGAACUGCUCCUGUUGCGACAGGCAAUUUAAAUAAAUUCAUUUCUGUCCAA
Ahaetulla prasina is the source of this 4703-nucleotide messenger RNA. It is a transcript of the gene TSPAN31, whose product is annotated as tetraspanin 31. The transcript is spliced from 6 exons. The coding region runs from base 87 to 728 and encodes 213 amino acids. The record is from RefSeq and is a predicted model, not a curated record. Lineage: Eukaryota; Metazoa; Chordata; Lepidosauria; Squamata; Colubridae. Gene Ontology annotation, cellular component: membrane.